AUUAACGUGUCAUUACGAGUUGUUGUGCAGCAAAGUGUGUGUGCGUGCGUUAAAGUUCCUGACGUGACCAUGGCGCAGACGAGACGCGCGCCGCGGAAUAAAUCCCAGUUACCCCCCUGUUACUACGAGGGAUUUCUGGAAAAGAGGUCGUUUAAAGAUAAAAUUAGUCGCAAGUUUUGGACUUCUUUGUGUGGACGCUGUCUAUUCUUCUACAACAACGGCAAGGACAAUAAUUAUGUGGAAAAGCUGGACCUAUCAAACUUCAUCUCCCUGACUGACGACUGCAGUCACGAUCGCAAACUGGACGCAGCAAGAUUCCAUCUGCGCUUACAAGACGAUGACAUCUACCUGACGGCUCCAAGUCUAGAAGCUCGUGAGCUGUGGAAAGGCUUCAUCUUCUCUGUAGUUAAGCUGGAAGUGCCCAUGUCUCUCAACCUGCUGCCUGGUCAGAUUCACAUGCUGAGGGAAGCUGUGGACAAAGAGAUCGAGAGGCUCAGAGAAAUUCACGAAAAAUCUGCGUCUGCACAAGCUUCUAUAACAGUAGCUACGACAGAACCAGACAAUUACCUGCCCGUAGUGUUCGAAAUGCCAGCGUGUUUUCAAAGAACGUUGCGAGAAGACGCUGAGAUCCUUUUGGAAAAACACAAAGAUAAAGGAAACUUGCUGCUCAGACCCGGCAGAGACGGAAACUCUUUUGCUGUUACUACGAGGCAGGAGUUUGACGGGCCGGUUUUCCGACAUUACCGAGUGACACGGGUCCCUACCGGAGGAUUUUCCAUCGCUCUCGACAAUCCAAUUUCUUGCACCUCACUGCAUGAUGUGAUAAACUAUCUGAUGGAGAAGACAGGAGGAGCUUUCAAGCCCUUGAUUCUAGAGCACACAUACGAAGAAAGCAUUGUGUAUGUAGAAGACAAUAAGGAGAAUGGAGAGAAGAGUGUAUGCUGUGCAUCCAGCAGCCCUGUGACCCCCAAAGUCCCCCCCAAACCAGCUCCAAGGAAGAAAUGUUCUGAUCCAAAAGAGAACAUCUACCUGAACUCCUCAGAUGAGGAUGAUGAUGAGAAAGAAGCAUACGUCUCGCCUAUUGUCUCGUCUCAGGCCCCAGUGAGAACUUUGCCACAUCAGACGUCCAUGCCUGACCUACAGAUAGGUCCGGGCGGAGCUUUGCUUCCACCAUCGACACGCCCACGCAGUGCCACAGUGACCAUGGAAACAAAGCCGAAACGGUCGACCCCACCGAAGGCUGUCCCCGAAGGUCUUUCUAUGAGUUUUGAUGAAGAGCUAAGGCAGAAAUUACUGAGGAGAUGUGUUCUUUGUGAAAAGUGACCUUUGACCCCUGGCCAACCAGCAAAUAUGAAGGAGCCAUUUAGUGAAAAUGUCUGCAGAAUUGAGCCAAGAAUGUACGAUUGUUGGAGACUAAUGAGCUGUGUGUGUGUGUGUGUGUGUGUGUGUGUGUGUGUGUGUGAGAGUGUGCGUGUUGUCCAGCUGGCUGGAUGCUCUGAAGCAUCUUGAAGAUUGACAGUUCAUUGAUCCCACAGUUUAGUUUUUUUUAUUUUCUUUGGACCAGUACUCAGUGUAAAUCAGGUAAAAGUGUCUCCUUGCCACAUUACCGUCUAUGUUUAACAUCUGUUCUGACAGUAAAUCAGUGUAUAGCAUUUUAUUUGCUAAUCAAAAUCUUCUGUAUAGCAUUAUUGCUAACCUUUUUCCUCCUCUCCUGUGUUAUGUCUUCUUUAUAACCGAGUGUAUUCUUAACAGUAUUCUACUUUCGAGUAAAUAAGCGACGUACGUGGCUUCAGUGACUAAUCCACAUUUGUUUGUAUUUGUAAUAGAUGGUGUACAUUUAGCACAAUAAAGUCUAUCAUUUUUCAAACUGAAAGAA
Messenger RNA from Tachysurus vachellii, 1876 nucleotides. RefSeq names its product signal transducing adaptor family member 2b (gene stap2b). Lineage: Eukaryota; Metazoa; Chordata; Actinopteri; Siluriformes; Bagridae. Gene Ontology annotation, molecular function: signaling adaptor activity. The record is from RefSeq and is a predicted model, not a curated record. The transcript has 14 exons. Bases 70 to 1323 code for a protein of 417 amino acids.